UCCUCCUAACUUAUAAUUAAAGUCAAUUAAUUCAUUCAAUUGAAAGCAGCUUCUUUCACAUCUUCAUCUUCUCCCAUUCUCAAAUUCUUAAAAUCUUCAUUAUAGAAAAAAAAAUGGGAAUAAGAGAUUUUCGUAUCAAAAUCAAGGCUUUGAGAGUGAAACUAUCAUGCUUAGGAAAAAGAAGCACAAGAACAAGAAGAAACCAUGAAGCUUCAAGCAAACCUUCAUGGAUGACGCCGAUAUCGCACGGUCAUCAUGUGGUGGAGCAUGAUUUAUUUGAAGGUGAUGAUUAUGAAUUUGAUUCAGUUGUGAUACAAAGAGAGCAAAUUGGAGAGGCUGAAGUCUGGUAUUUUGGAAUUUUUGAUCCUUUGAUUGGAGAUUGUGUUACCAAGUAUUUGCAAUCUAAUUAUUUUGACAAGAAGCUCAAUGAGACUCAUUUGGCAAGAAAAGCCAAAGAAACACUCAAGAAAGCAUACCUAGGUGCAAAAACAAAGAUAAGAGAAACACACAAAUCAGAGGAAACUUUCUUAAUAGGUUCAACAUCAGUGAUAAUAAUAAAUGGAGAAAAACUUGUACUAGCCAACAUAGGAGAUUACAGAACUGUUUUGUGCAAAGAUGGUGUAGCUUAUCAGACACAUGGAAGAUACAACCAAUCCGGCAAGAAACAUUGGUACCACAGACUCUUUUCAGGUGGUAAUGCAACUGCUACAAAGUAUUCUAAAGCUUCAGAACUAGUGGUUGGAGGUUACUAUCGGAUCGACUCGUAUAUUGAGUUUGUGAUUUUAGCAAGCAAUGGAAUAUGGGAGGUGAUGAAGAACCAAGAGGCAGUGAAUCUUAUCAGGCACAUAGAGGAUCCACAAGAAGCAGCUGAGUGUCUGGCUAAGGAAGCAUUGGUUAGGAGGAGCAAAGGCAACAUUUCAUGUUUAAUCAUUCGAUUCGAUUGAUUCAUCACCGUAUAUUAGUAUAUGCUAAUACUUAGCUGAAUAGUUGAGUGCCAGAAUAGUUAGCAAAAAAAAAUUGUAUACCAAAGUUUCUUAUAGAAAUCUCCCUGAUACAGCCUUGAAAAUUUUGUUUCGUAGUCGAGUAGAUUCAUGGAGUAUAUUUGUGGCAUAUUAAUUUUGUUAGGAAUUUUUAUAUGUAAUUUGAUUAUCUUUCUGUGAAGCAUGCUUGCAAUUUGAACUGGGAGGAACACAUUGACCUCAACGCAGUCAUACAAGAGCUCGACCUAAUUCAACUUUCUAUACAAAAUAUAGGACAUAAACAAUAUAUUAAAUCACUAAUUUUCUUGCAAAUCAACCGCGUUAGUCAAAUUCAUGUUGAUUCAUAUGCUUCUUGUAUGAUAUUUCACUCUAAGUUACCUCAUUGGGGUCACUAGUUCACCCGUAG
Vicia villosa (hairy vetch) is the source of this 1386-nucleotide messenger RNA. Its product is annotated as putative protein phosphatase 2C-like protein 44. Bases 114 to 944 code for a protein of 276 amino acids. Gene Ontology annotation, molecular function: protein serine/threonine phosphatase activity. NCBI's taxonomy places the organism in Eukaryota, Viridiplantae, Streptophyta, Magnoliopsida, Fabales, Fabaceae. The record is from RefSeq and is a predicted model, not a curated record. Gene Ontology annotation, biological process: protein dephosphorylation. Gene Ontology annotation, cellular component: cytosol; nucleus. The transcript is spliced from 5 exons.